This is a messenger RNA of Drechmeria coniospora, 1149 nucleotides long. RefSeq names its product putative mannosyltransferase required for complex glycosylation. Gene Ontology annotation, biological process: cell wall mannoprotein biosynthetic process; protein N-linked glycosylation. Gene Ontology annotation, cellular component: mannan polymerase complex. The record is from RefSeq and is a predicted model, not a curated record. The coding region runs from base 1 to 1149 and encodes 382 amino acids. Gene Ontology annotation, molecular function: alpha-1,6-mannosyltransferase activity. The transcript has a single exon. Lineage: Eukaryota; Fungi; Ascomycota; Sordariomycetes; Hypocreales; Ophiocordycipitaceae.
AUGGCUCGACCCAUGGGGUCCGUCCGCCUCAAGAAGGCGAGCCCAUGCACCCUCCUCCUCGGUGCCAUCCUGUGCAUCUUCAUCUUCAUCUUUCUCGUCUCGCCCUCCAAGUCCGGCCCCAUCAGCCGCAUCCCUUCCUUCACGGCCUCGCAUCACCUCUCGCCCCCGACGUCGCCCUACAAGAAGCAGAGCUCCCGAUCGGCCAACGACCUGAAGCCGCCGCCCGUGACGCGUUACAACCUCAACAAGGUGACGGUCACGUCGCAGCCCAUCAAGAACCGCGAGCACAUCCUCGUCCUGACGCCCAUGGCACGCUUCUACCAGGAGUACUGGGACAACCUGAUGAAGCUCGACUACCCUCACGAGCUCAUCACCCUCGGCUUCAUCCUCCCCAAGACGAGGGAAGGCAAUGCCGCGACGGCCGCGUUGCAGAAGCAGAUCGAGAAGACGCAGAAGCGAGGCGACGAAAGGCACCGUUUCAAGAGCAUCAUCAUCCUGCGCCAAGACUUCGACCCUCCCCUCGCUUCCCAGGACGAGAGCGAACGGCACAAGCUGUCCAACCAAGGGAUACGGAGGGCGGCCAUGGCCAAGGCACGCAACUCUCUGCUCUUCACCACGCUCGGCCCGUCCACCUCGUGGGUCCUCUGGCUCGACUCGGACAUUGUCGAAUCCCCGCCCAGCCUGAUCCAGGACCUGGCCCAAUACGACAAGUCCAUCAUGGUCGCCAACUGCUUUCAGAGGUAUUACAACCAAGAGCGCAAGAGGAUGGACGAGCGGCCGUACGACUACAACAACUGGCAGGACAGCGACAUUGCGAAGCAGAUGGCGUCGUCCAUGGGCCCCGACGAAAUCCUCCUCGAAGGCUACGCCGAGAUGGCCACCUACCGUACCUUGAUGGCUUACAUGAGCACGCCCGACGGGGAGAAGAACCUCGUCGUUCCGCUCGAUGGCGUCGGCGGCACCGCCUUGCUCGUCAAAGCCGAAGUCCACCGCGACGGCGCCAUGUUCCCACCCUUUGCCUUUUACAACCUCAUCGAAACGGAGGGCUUCGCGAAGAUGGCCAAGAGGUUGGGCUGGCAGCCGUAUGGGCUGCCCAACUACAAGGCAAGUGAUUCAAUCCAGCCAACUGCUGGCGCCGAUUCGAGCUAA